This is a messenger RNA of Rhizopus microsporus ATCC 52813, 2788 nucleotides long. RefSeq lists its product as uncharacterized. Gene Ontology annotation, molecular function: metal ion binding; ubiquitin protein ligase activity. The record is from RefSeq and is a predicted model, not a curated record. The transcript has 12 exons. The coding region runs from base 70 to 2586 and encodes 838 amino acids. Lineage: Eukaryota; Fungi; Mucoromycota; Mucoromycetes; Mucorales; Rhizopodaceae. Gene Ontology annotation, cellular component: HULC complex; nucleus.
AUUUAUUAUUUUAAUAAAAGAGAGAGAAAAGAAACAAUAAGCAAAGAAUAUUCAUAAUAAAUACUUUAUAUGGCCAGAAUAGAGGACAAUAAACGUCGUUCAAGCGACACGGAUGAACAAGGUGUCUCUAUAAGGCCUCCUCCUAAAAAGCGCUUUAUGACUCAGCAGUCGUCUAAUGAUGAUCAAGAAGAAGACACAGAGGAAUUAGCUGAUAUUUUUAAGGAGCCAUUGGAAGCCUUUCGUAAAGAGGCCAUUAUUAGACAAUGGAAAGAUUACAUGAGAUCUGCCAAUAGAUGGAAAAAAUAUGUUGAACAAGCAGAAGCUAAUAAUCUAAGAAAUGAAGAAAGCUUAAGGCUGUGGGAAGAUUCUUUUAAAAAGCUUCAAGUAUUUCUAUCAAAUGUAAUACAGGAUGGCAUGUCAAGUCUUGGCGAAGCUUUGGCAAUGAAUAUAGACAAGGGUGGUCUUGAUAUUAUUCUUGACGAAGAAUGGGCUACAAACUUGACACCCACUAUGUUAAAUGCUUAUAGAAAAAAAGAAUUUGUAGACUUGACCAUUUCGAAAUUAAAUCAUUUGGUGGAAACAUGGAUUAACAGACGAGAACAAAUCAUUACAGGUUUUGAUUCUGUAUUUGAGAAUGAUUCUUUAAAGGACACUCAACAAGAACAUAAACAAGUACUCACCCAUUGGGUUAAUGGACAGCGAUCACUUCAAGAAAUUAAGACACAAUUAAAGUCCAAAAACUUCAAACUUUUAAUGUUAAAAGAAGAAUACAGAUUGCUGAACAAACAGCUGACAGCAUCUGAAAAUAACAUACAACAAGCUCAGCUUGACCUUGAAAAGAUGGAAAAUAAAAAGUUUGUUAGCGAAGAUGUUAAGAUGGAUAUCGAAAACGAUAACAAAAAUAUCAACCAUGGUGGUGUUCCAGUAGAAGGCUCAGUGGCUACUUACAACAAUCAAGCCAUGUCUCAAGACCCGCUUUUUCAUAUUCAACAAAUGCUUAAUCAAAAGCUCCAUGAAAUCGAAAUGAUUAAAGAAGACAGAAUCGCUUUAAAACAACAGAUUGCUAGAUUGGAAAUGGACCUCAUAUGUGUGCCCGAGUCUAGAAUAUAUAAAGCAAUGAUGUGUCGACAAUUGUUUCAGACAAGAACCUACCAAAAAGAUAAAUGUAACCAUCUUUCCGAUAUAUGCCAUGAUUUACAAAUGAACGUGGAGGAUUUAUCAAGCAAUCGACGCAGAUUCAUUAGGGAUUUGGAUUAUGAACAAGUCAGUCAUUUUAAAGAUAUGGAGAGUCAGCUAAGGAAGCUUGAUACUGAUCUGACUCGUAUUCGUGGACAACGUGAUGCGCUCCAGAUGAACCUUGAAGAAAGAAAAGCAUCCAUUGAUGUCGGAAAGGCCUCGAUCGCAGAACUUAAAACUGUUGCCGAUGCCAGAAAAGAAAGAGUGAGCUACUUGGAAACCGAAUUAUUGAGACUACAGAAAAAGAUGGCAGCUAAGACGGGAGUAAAAGGAUAUUAUGAACUUGUAUCAAACAGUUCCGGAAAAGAACCAUUACUAGCACCUCUCGAAAGCGAAUUAAAGUCUAUAGAAGAAAAAGUACAGGAAUAUAAAGACAAAAUAUGCAACGCUCUUCCACAAGAAGAGGUAGAAAGUGAACUGAAGCAAUUGUCGCAAGUAAAAGAAAUACAGUUGGCAGCCACAUUAUUCAAAGAAAAAUAUGGACUCGAUCCAAUGUUAAUUGAUGACGAACAAAGCUUCGAAUUGACUCUGCGGGACAGAAUAGAAAGAGAAACAUCCAUCAUUUUGGAAGUGAAUGAAAAGUUAUCAGCGUUACAAGCAAUGGAAAAACAACUCUUAAGCGAGAUCGAGAGUGUUGCAAAAGCAUACGGAAAACUGGAGGAAGAAAAUGUGAAAAAGGUUCAAGAACUUGCUAUUUUAGAGGAUGAAAUUAUCAAGUUACAAGCGGAACGUGUAAAAUAUAGUCAAAUAUUUACAGCUUUGAAUAAAUCCAAAGAUGCCCAUGCUAUUCUUGCAAAUGCACUCAACAAACAAAUCGAGAAACAGCUAGCGUAUAUUAAACAAAUGACCGAGCGUGAAAAAAACUUGACAAAUCAAGUGACAUGUUUGGAUCGCAAACUAGCCAUCAGCAAUUCUAUUUAUGAAGUAUAUAAACAAAAAAAUGAUGAAGUGAAGCUGUUAUUAGACGAGUUAAAAGAAAAGGCACUUGUAUCUAAAGUCAAAAUCACAGAGCUUCAAAAGUCAAUUUUUGAAAAGAUUCGGUCAAUAGAGGAAAGUGCACAUGCAAGACUACGUCUAGAAGAGAGUAGAGAAUUGUUAAAACGAAAGAUGGGGGCAGUCAGUAAAUCUGAAAGACCAGCAGAGGCUAAGUUAAGAAAGGAACGAGAAGAAUACAGAUCACUGCUAAAUUGCAAUUCAUGUAAAACAAGGCUAAAAUCUCAUGUUUUGAUGCGCUGUAUGCACACAUUCUGUAAAGAGUGUCUAGAUGUGCGUAUUGAAACAAGGCAAAGAAGAUGCCCAAGUUGUGGUGAAUCAUUUAGUGUAAAUGAUGUAAAACAAUUCUACUUUUAAAACGAAUAUCUUUUGUUAUUACUUACUAGAGUUAACUACUAUGUACAUAUAUACGCACACCCUUUUUUACGCAUAUAACAUCAAUAAUAUUGUCUUAUCGUCCCCUUUCUCUAUUAAAAAAUAAAACGGCAAUUGCACUCAAUAUUUAUCACAACGAGCUCACCCUUGGGCAAAGGAUCAGAAUUGUUUUCUUUUUUGAAAG